Physcomitrium patens is the source of this 2299-nucleotide messenger RNA. RefSeq lists its product as uncharacterized. The record is from RefSeq and is a predicted model, not a curated record. Lineage: Eukaryota; Viridiplantae; Streptophyta; Bryopsida; Funariales; Funariaceae.
GGGUUUUGUUCUUGACGAACAUCUUGGCAAACAGUGCAAGUGGACUCCCGCGUCAACAAUGAGUAACAUGCAGAAGAUCGCGAGUUGUGCUUUGCUCCUCCUCCGAACAGGGUCAUGUCUCUUGAUUCUGUUGCAAAUUCCCUUAGGUGGAGCCUAUACCACUGCGGACAAGGGUAUAGUUUCCAGCUUGAGGGUGCCGCGGGGACGAAGUGUGUUGGGAGAUCCCGGAAUGAAGAGCGAGAAGGUGCGUGUGGCUGUGGAGGGCUGGAAUUUUUGCAACAGAGUAGGAAUUGAGUCGCCAGCAGCUCCAUCUCCUCGCUGGGCCGAUUGCACAGACAUCAACUGCGGGAACUCUCAUACCCCUGGAACGGAUCGCUGCGUUGCCAAACAUCAAGUAACAGACCUGGACAACAAUUUAAAGACAGGGGAGAGCUUCCCGAGCGGAACCUUUGAAGUAUCCAACGAUGCGGACUUGUAUGUUGUCGAGAAGGAGAAAUACUUAGCCAGUCUCUGCGAGGAAAACUCCUCUGGCGAGCCUUGGCAUUUCUGGAUGAUCAUGCUCAAGAAUGGCAAUUACGAUGAAUCGUCCAGUCUAUGCAGAAAUUUUGCCGGGAAACCUGUGAAGUUCUUCAAUCCCCGCAAUGAGUCCGAGUUGAGCGCAUUCCCCUGCUUCGGCCCAGGAUGCAUGAAUCAGCCGGUGGUCUUCCAGAACUGGUCCAACCCUCUUGAAACCGUGGACGAAGGGUCGCAAGCAAGCGACUCACGACCGACACUAUCAGGAUCUAUUUAUGGAACCUACGACGUGGAUCAAGCGGAGAGUAUAGGUUCCAACGAUUUUGGCAAUGCGUCCUACUUCUCGGUAACGUGGACAAAGAACGAGACAUCGGGUAGCUGGAUCUUCGCUCACAAGCUGACGGUGUCGCCGAAAUACCCAUGGCUAAUGCUGUACCUCAGAGCCGAUGCUACGUCAGGCGUCUCUGGGGGUUACCCCUGGGAGACUCGCGGCAUGAUGCGUAAGGUGCCUUCUUCGCCGAAUUUCAAGGUCGUGGUCACGUUAAAUGUGAUAGAAGGCGGCGGGCGAGCGAGUCAGUUUUACUUGAUCGACAUCGGUGGAUGCUGGAAAAAUUCUGGCGAAGCCUGCGAUGGUAAUAUGGACACAGACGUCACGCGUUACGUCGAAAUGAUAAUCAAUCCCCAAACGCCAUCCUGGUGUAGGCCGGACAAUUUAGCGCUUUGUCCACCCUAUCAUACAGCGAUAAAUGGAACGAGGAUCCCUCGCACCGACACAAACAACUUCCCUUACACGGCUUACCAUCUCUACUGCUCCCCGCCCAAUGCUUUAAACGCGGAGAAGCCAUUCUCUGUAUGUGAUCCCUUCAGCAAUCCGCAGCCCCAAGAGUUGAUGCAAUUGCUUCCACACCCUGAGUGGGCAGUACACGGCUACCCAGAGAAGAAAGGUGAUGGGUGGGUAGGUGACCCUCGUACUUGGAUACUCGACGUCGGAGCCCUGUCCAACCGCCUCUAUUUCUACCAGGAACCGGACACACCACCAGCAUUAAGAGUUUGGCCAUCAGUCGACGUGGGGACGGAGGUGUACGUGAGCUCCCAGCCAGCAACAGCGGAGUGGACCAUCAGCGACUUCGACAUCCUGAUCACUUCUUCCGAAGACAUCCCAGCCCUUGCCUAGUCUACUUAAGCCUGCAGGAAGGAGGAUAUCGAUGUGCUUGAAGGCAAGAAUAUAACUCUAAUGCCUCAUUUAUAAGAUUUACUAUUCAGUUGAAGCAAACAACUACAGAUAAACAGCGAAGCAGACUGAAAAUAGUGGAUCAACUCCUCACAACCCACCAUGUCACCUUACUGUCAGGCGUUUACAUUACAUUGCCCAGGAUGUUUCAGACACCAAUAAGGUUGCAGGGGUGCUGCAUUGAUGCCCCUUGCCAACAAGCGAAACCGCCAGUCGUUUAAUCUGUCGAGAGCCUCCGCUCCCCGCUUCAUCCCGUUGGGUGCCUUGUUGCCGGACCAGAGAGACUCCGCCAAGGCUGCUGCACGAGGCCACAGGAGGCUAUCCAGCACCGUGUCAUCCGCCUGUUCUGACCAUAAGGCCACCUCGCCACCGAGCACCAGCUUAGCCUCCUCCUUCGUCAAGUUGAAAGUAAUGUCGUAGUCGUAAAUUCUGGCCCAGGUCUUGAAUGGUGCACACCAUGAACCUCCAUCACCGCCAUAGUUGACGCGAUUAUUGGGGUCAUCAUCCACUUGUUGGUCAUACCUGCAAUGUAUCAAAAAAACAAUUGAACUUAAA